Python bivittatus (Burmese python) is the source of this 465-nucleotide messenger RNA. The record is from RefSeq and is a predicted model, not a curated record. NCBI's taxonomy places the organism in Eukaryota, Metazoa, Chordata, Lepidosauria, Squamata, Pythonidae.
GUAUUCAGGAAUCUCCUAUACCAAAUGGCCAUUCGCUUGCGGGUCGAGACUUCCUUCGGAAACAAAUGCGGGGAGAUCUUUUCACUCAGCAACAAUUAGAAGUCUUGGAUCGAGUUUUUGAAAGACAGCAUUAUUCUGACAUUUUUACGACAACCGAACCCAUCAAACCAGAGCAGUGGUGCUCCAUGCUGAUGAGACAAUACUUGGUGCAACCCCAGGCAGUCAUUUUUCAGUCAACAGAAUAUUCAGCCAUGACAUCACUAGCUGGUGGAUUAGAUGAUAUGAAGGCCAAUUUAACAAGCCCUACAUCAACAGAUAUAGGUGCCAGUGUUCCAGGACCACAAUCAUAUCCUAUUGUGACAGGUCGUGAUUUGGCAAGCACGACCCUCCCUGGAUACCCUCCACACGUCCCCCCUGCUGGACAGGGCAGCUAUUCUGCUCCGACGCUGACAGGGAUGGUGCCUG